This is a messenger RNA of Fusarium keratoplasticum, 1167 nucleotides long. Its product is annotated as Zn(2)-C6 fungal-type domain-containing protein. The record is from RefSeq and is a predicted model, not a curated record. Bases 1 to 1167 code for a protein of 388 amino acids. Gene Ontology annotation, molecular function: DNA-binding transcription activator activity, RNA polymerase II-specific; zinc ion binding. Lineage: Eukaryota; Fungi; Ascomycota; Sordariomycetes; Hypocreales; Nectriaceae. Gene Ontology annotation, biological process: regulation of transcription by RNA polymerase II. The transcript has a single exon.
AUGGAAUCCAACCGCGUUCGAAAGCCGCGCCAAGGUCAUCGCAAGUCGCGCAAUGGCUGUGCAAUUUGCAAGAAGCGCCACAUCAAAUGCGACGAGCGACGUCCCGUUUGCGGCCAUUGCGAGAUAUCCGAGAGGGACUGCUACUACAUUGUGCCUAAGAAGGCCAAGAUGGGAGCUUCUCCAUACGAAAAAGAGCUCACCACUUCGGCAUGGCUUGAGACUGCAUCCACGUCGAGAGACCCGGAAUUUCCAGCGUCACCGAAUCUGCACGACAUCGAAUCCGAUGAGCUUUUUACCUUUGAACAUUUACAGCUUCUGUACAACAUCCAGGAACAUAUGACGAGUUGGAUGAUGGUGCCAGAUUUACUGAAGCCUCUCGCCAAUGGCUACGUCAAUGCCGCUUUGAAGACACCAUACCUCAUGAACCAACUACUGGCCCUAUCCGCAAUGCACCUUAGCACCGUCCACCAAGAAUCCUCAAACCAUUACACAAGUACGGCGAAUCACCUCCGACACCGAGGACUGCGCGGCUUCAAUAAGGAGCUCGACGAUACCUCCCAGUCGAACGCGACAUCACAGUUCUUCUUUGCUUCGUUGCUGGCACUACACUACUUCGCCGAGACCAUAAGCGGUGAUAAAGAACAGGAAUUCCCCACCACUCUUCGGCAUAUGCUGGAAUACUUUCGUCUCCAUCGUGGAGCGCGAGUGCUAAGCGAUCGAGCACACCCAACCCUUAUGGGUUCAUCGGUAGUGGGAUGGCUUAUCACUGCGGUGGAGGAAAGCAAGAAGGAAACACGCACCCCGUCAGAAUCUUGCGCUAUUCUAGCAACAAUGCUCCAGGCCUCAGAUUUGAACGAAGAGUCACUUGAGGCUUGCGAAGGAGCGAGGGAGUCCCUCGACCUCGUACAUCGAUGGAUUCAAGGUCCCAAUGGGUGGGGCGUACACGCGCUGCUCGGCUGGUCGAACCUCAUCCCGCUGCGAUUCCUCAGUCUGUUGGAAAAACAGACUCCCGAGGCUCUUGUAAUUCUAGCCCAUUACGCCGUGUUGAUGCAUCGUUUUCGGGGCUUCUGGUGUUUUGGAAAUGUGGGAAAACGGCUGGUAAAUGGUAUCUCUGGUCUGCUCGCGACGUACUGGGUGGAUUGGCUUCCCACGCUUGAUGACGAAUGA